Molecule: messenger RNA, 339 nt
Organism: Zasmidium cellare ATCC 36951
Lineage: Eukaryota; Fungi; Ascomycota; Dothideomycetes; Mycosphaerellales; Mycosphaerellaceae
Exons: 3
Coding region: 1-339 (112 amino acids)
Source: RefSeq, a predicted model, not a curated record
AUGUCUGACCUCAAGGCCGCCGAGGCGAUUGCCUCCCAAGGAGGUCCGCCAGAGACAUCUCCAGCAAACAAUGUUCCAGUUCAACAAGACCCAGCAGAAGCACACGCUCAAGCCGAAGGCGGUGCAGCCCCAGCCCCAGCUGCCGCCGAGCGCGCCGCCCCCGUCGAAGCGAACAAGAUGGAGAACAAGCUCGAAGUGAACAAGGAGAACAAGCCCAAAACCGAGAAAGCCACCGACGUCGCGGGUCGCAAGGAGAAGGGCACCCCAGGCGGCUUCUUCAAGAAGCUCAUGCCGUGGAAGAAGGAGAAGAAGACGGAGGCGCCAGCUGCUACGACCUAA